Coffea eugenioides is the source of this 1095-nucleotide messenger RNA. RefSeq names its product NDR1/HIN1-like protein 12. The transcript has a single exon. The coding region runs from base 102 to 695 and encodes 197 amino acids. The record is from RefSeq and is a predicted model, not a curated record. NCBI's taxonomy places the organism in Eukaryota, Viridiplantae, Streptophyta, Magnoliopsida, Gentianales, Rubiaceae.
UCUCCACAGCUCCAAGUUUACCGUCAUAAAAUACCCAUAAACAUCUUCUUCAUCACAUUCCUCCGAAUGUUGUCAUUCUCCAGAAACACCACCAUCUUCCAAUGCCAAGGCCCAGUUUACGACGACCCACCAAUCCUUUAAUCUGGUGUGCUGCCAUAUUUUGUGCCCUCUUAAGCGUGGCCGUCAUAGUCACUGGCAUCGUUAUAAUCGUCGGUUACAUAGUAAUCCGGCCUAAGGUGCCUCAAAUGAUCGUAACAAGCGCUCAACUUGACCGACUCGACUUCGAUCAAGCUGGGAUUCUCACUGUCAAGACCACCAUCUUCAUCAAGGCAGAGAAUGAUAAUCCAAAAGCCCAUGCAACCUUUUACGCGACGAAGUUUUUGCUAGGUUUCCAUGGUGUAAGGGUAGCACAGUUGCGCGCUGAUUUUCCUGUCGAAGUAGGCAAAAAUAGCUCGGUGGAUUUGAUGUUUGAAGUGGAAUCAACUCCAAUCCCAUUAGAUCCGGAAGAACAGAAUAGUGUGUUCUUGUCUUUGAGCCAAAACCUGAUUGUUUUCGACUUGAAAGGUACCACAAGGACUCGAUGGAGGGUAGGGUUGCUUGGUUCCGUCAAAUUCUGGUUGCAUCUUGAUUGCCACCUUCAGUUCCCCAAAAUUGGAGAUGUUAUAUAUCCAAAGUGUAGCACCAAAUCAAGAUGAAUGAUUUUGACUCCUCAUUUGCUAUUUGCUAAAUCCAAGGUGUUUUGCAUUAAUUACUCUGUAACUUAGGUCCUUGUCCUUGGUUCAGAAAAGAUUACAAAAGUGCCAUUUUGAGGGUAACAAGAACAAAAAAUUGCUGUGCUAUGUGCAUCUAGGUAAGUUUUGAGAUGGGAUUUUGUGUUUUUCUUGAGGUCAUUUCAUUUUCAGAUUUAGGGGUUUCUUGUUCUUCAAGGGUGUAGGGAAAAUAAAAUUUGGUUAGCUUUUGAUGCUUUUCUUCCUAUGAUCAAAGAGUGUAAUGAAGGCAAUCUUUGAGGUGCUUUGUUCCAUUUAGUCGAAUAAUUAAUCAAAGCUAUGAGCAGUUCAAUAUAGCUCAAGUAGACUAGUUAUAGGAGCUCUUCAU